AUGGAGCAUCUGGCGCUGGGCUUGGUGCUGCUGGCUGGGACCCUGGCCACCGGCAGCCCCCUGCACCGGCGAGACCUCAAAUCCGUCAAGGAAAUGGCGCUGGACAUGGUCCCCACCUCCUUCGAUGACCAGUACUGGGGCUGCAGCCGCAUGAUGGAGGAGGAACUGAAGGAGCUCAACCGCACUGAGUUCGCCAACAACAGCGUCUACGCCGAGGCCUGGACCAAAGCCACCACUGAAUGGCGGAACCGACGGGGCCAUUUCGCCCAGGCGCCAGCGCUGCAGCCGGAGCACGCGAUCGCCCUCCUGGCGUACACCCAGCAGGGCCCCCUGUUCCGCGUGUUCAACGCAGCCGUGCGUGAGGCCGGGCGCUCCCGCGAGCAAUACCUGGGCGCCUUCAACUUCAAGGUGCUGCAUUUCCUCCUGACCGAGGCCCUGCGUGCCCUGCGGGACACCCAGCCCCAGCGCUGCCACCACGUCUACCGGGGCGUGGAGGGCAUCCGCUUCACCACCAACCGCAACCAAUCCAUCCGCUUUGGCCACUUCACCUCCACCUCCCUCGACAAAACAAAAAGCCUACCCUUCGGCAAGGACACCUUUUUCUCGGUGGAGACCUGCUACGGCGUCCCCAUCGGGGACUUCUCCUUCUUCCCCACGGAGGAGGAGGUCCUCAUCCCGCCCUUCGAGAGAUUCAAGGUCACCAACGUCACCCACAAAGGGAAUGGAACCCUCAUCCAGCUCCGCUCCCAGGGCGCACACAGCACCUACAACUGCGUGUUCGUGCAAGAGAAGAGAUGCAAGGACCGGCCGUGCGUCUUCAGCGCACGGAGGGGGUCAGGGAUGGAUCCUGCCCUCCGCGGGCACCAGGGCCACCUCCUCUCCCUCCCUCCUCACCCCUCUGCACCCACGGGCAGCCCCAUCCGCAGGACACGGGUGACACUGGGCAGCCUCGAUGUGCUUUAA
Molecule: messenger RNA, 963 nt
Organism: Nipponia nippon (crested ibis)
Lineage: Eukaryota; Metazoa; Chordata; Aves; Pelecaniformes; Threskiornithidae
Source: RefSeq, a predicted model, not a curated record